GGCGACACUGGGUAGGCUGUGGUUCUGCUAGCUGCAGAACGCAGACUUCGGCAGGACGCGAUCGAGGUGACAGCUGCACUCCUUCCUGAGAGCUUCGGGUCCUCUGGGCGUGCCUUUACUCGUUUCGGUAUCUAGAGCCAGGCUGACUUUCAAUUUGCUUUGCCCAUGUGUGUACCAGAAUCAGUGCUGCAUAGUUUGAGCCUGAUAAGAUUGACCUUACUAAAGAGACAUUUAAGUCACAUCUGCCAAGAAGUAUGACUUGAAUGAAACUAACUUGUACAAGUUUUCAAUACUUUUAACCUGAGUUAUCAGCUGUCUGCAGUUAUUUGUAACCUGAGGGGUACACAGCCCCAAAGGGGAAAGUUAAGAACUGCAGAUCUUAGAUGCUGUGAGAACCCACUGCUGUACAGUCAUUCCUGUGAAAAUCAUUCAUGUGCUGGCAGCCCCUAAGGGAGCGUAAGCCAGGGACUUUGAUACCAUGCAGCAGAAGAGCCAAUUGUUUCUCCAAGCUUUGAAGUAUAGUAUUCCUCACCUUGGGAAAUGCAUGCAGAAACAGCACUUGAAUCACUGUAACUUCGCUGAUCAUUAUUACAAUAGAAUAAAAUUGAAAAAAUAUCAGCUAACCAAGUGUCUGCAGAAUAAACCCAGGAUCUCAGAGUUAGCAAGAAACAUCCCAAGUCGGAACUUCUCAUGUAAGAAUUUUCUGUCUAGUAAACAGGAAAACGAAAAACCCCUUUCAGAAAACAUGGAUGCGUUUGAAAAAGUGAGAGCAAAAUUAGAAACACAGCCACAAGAAGAAUAUGAAAUCAUCAAUGCAGAGAUUAAACAUGGUGGUUUCGUUUAUUAUCAAGAGGGCUGCUGCUUGGUUCGUUCUAAAGAUGAAGAAGCAGACAAUGAUAACUAUGAAGUUUUGUUCAAUUUGGAGGAACUUAAAUUAGAGCAGCCCUUCAUUGACUGUAUCAGAGUUGCUCCUGAUGAAAAAUAUGUAGCUGCCAAGAUAAGAACUGAGGAUUCUGAAGCAUCUACUUGUAUAGUUGUGAAGCUCAGUGACCAGCCUGUAAUGGAAGCUUCUUUCCCAAAUGUGUCUAGUUUUGAAUGGGUAAAGGAUGAAGAAGACAAAGAUGUUUUAUUCUACACCUUCCAGAGGAACCUUCGCUGUCAUGAUGUAUAUCGAGCCACUUUUGGUGAUAACAAACGUAAUGAACGUUUUUACACAGAAAAAGACCCAAGUUUUUUUGUCUUCCUUUAUCUUACAAAAGACAGUCGUUUUCUCACCAUGAAUAUCAUGAGCAAGACCACUUCUGAGGUGUGGUUGAUAGAUGGCCUGAGCCCUUGGGACCCACCUUCUAAUUUUGUUCCACAGCUAAUGAGAACAGCAGCCGAUACCCCUGCUAUUAUGAAUUGGGAUUUGUUUUUCACGAUGAAGAGAAAUACCAAAGUUGUAGAUUUGGACAUGUUUAAGGAUCAUUGUGUUCUCUUCCUGAAGCAUAGCAAUUUGCUUUAUGUUAAUGUGAUUGGUCUGGCUGACGAUUCAGUUCGGUCUCUAAAGCUCCCGCCUUGGGCCUGUGGAUUCAUAAUAGAUACAAAUUCAGACCCAAAGAACUGCCCCUUUCAGCUUUGCUCUCCAAUACGUCCCCCGAAAUACUAUACAUAUAAGUUUGCAGAAGGCAAACUAUUUGAGGAAACUGGGCAUGAAGACCCAAUAACAAAGACUAGUCGUGUUUUACGCAUGGAAGCCAAAAGCAAGGAUGGAAAAUUAGUGCCAAUGACUGUUUUCCAUAAAACGGAUUCUGAGGACUUACAGAAGAAACCUCUCCUGGUACAAGUAUAUGGAGCUUAUGGAAUGGAUUUGAAAAUGAAUUUCAGGCCUGAAAGGCGGGUGUUGGUGGACGAUGGCUGGAUAUUAGCAUAUUGUCAUGUUCGGGGAGGUGGUGAGUUAGGCCUCCAGUGGCACGCUGAUGGCCGGCUAACUAAAAAACUCAAUGGCCUUGCUGACUUAGAGGCUUGCAUUAAGACGCUUCAUGACCAAGGCUUUUCUCAGCCAAGUCUAACAGCCCUGACUGCUUUCAGUGCUGGAGGGGUGCUUGUGGGAGCAUUGUGUAAUUCUAGUCCAGAACUGCUGAGAGCUGUGACUUUGGAGGCACCUUUCUUGGAUGUUCUCAACACCAUGAUGGACACUACACUUCCUCUGACAUUAGAAGAAUUAGAAGAAUGGGGGAAUCCUUCAUCUGAUGAAAAACACAAGAACUACAUAAAACGUUACUGUCCCUAUCAAAAUAUUAAACCUCAGCAUUAUCCUUCAAUUCACAUCACAGCUUAUGAAAAUGACGAGCGUGUACCUCUGAAAGGAAUCGUAAACUAUACGGAGAAACUCAAGGAAGCCGUCGCAGAGCAUGCUAAGGACACCAGGGAAGGCUAUCAAGUCCCCAAUAUUAUUUUAGAUAUUCAGCCUGGAGGCAACCAUGUGAUUGAGGAUUCUCACAAAAAGAUUACAGCCCAAAUUAAAUUCCUGUAUGAGGAACUUGGACUUGACAGCACCAGUGUUUUCGAUAAUCUUAAGAAAUAUCUAAAAUUCUGAAAUGCUGCGUUCAUUGGGAACUGGAAACACACUGAAGUCUUUCAUAGUCAUAUUUCCAAUUAUGUUCACAAAAGUGAGUUUUUUAAGUUAGUAAAUAAUUUUUUAAAAAGUUUAUUCCCCAUCCAAAUUUGAUUUCAUAAACAGCUCACUUGCUUAUACCAGUGUCUCCACUGAGGCACAUGGCCCUUAACCCAGGAAAGUAACUUUCAAACCAUGCUGCGUAGAAGCACAUAGAGAAGGCAGUGGGGGAAGGACUGCUGACAGCAGAAGUCUCCCCUUUCUCCUUCAGAACAGCUUAGUUUUACUGUGAUUUUCUUUGAACAGUUUACACAUCAAGGUCCUAUUUCUGCUAGUGAAAAAUUUUAGGCACUCUGGCAAUUAAGUCAUCCUCCAAUUUCUAUACCUGCAUUUUCUGGAAGAAUGUAACGUACUUCCCAUUAAAAUUCAUUAGAUCUUUCUAAUCAUCUGGAGUCCUAGGUGCUCUGAUCAUCUCUUAUUGAUGCUAUUUCAAAAAGUUAUAAGAUCCUGCAAGUGAUCAUUUUCUUUUAAACAUUUUAUUAUUCUUGAAAAACAAUUUAAGAACCUUCCCUAAAGCAGUUUCACUCAAGUUACAGAAAUAUCUCAGAAUUAAUGACCAUUCGGGACUUCCCUGGAAGUCCAGUGGUUAAGACUCCAUGCUCCCAAUGCAGGGGGCACAGGUUUGACCCCUGGCCAGGGAACUAAGAUCCUACAUGCCAUAUGGUGCAGCCAAAAAAACCCCAAAAGAAUUAAUGACCACUCAUAAAGUUUACCCAGCAGCAUGCUGCUAUAUGUGAAGUUACUGCAAAUGUUUAGACUAGAACAGAAUGCCAGUGCCUCUAUCUCUUUCAUAGAGGUGCCUAACACAAGCUGUACAGUAUGUUUAAUACCCUGGAAUAGCAUGCCUUGUUGGAAAUAAAACAUCUAUCUUUGAAAGCUGUUUGACGAUGAAGGAGAUUCCUAGUGUUGUAUUCAAGGAUGAGUCCUUCUCCACUGGCCAGUGUAACAGCAUGCGUGUCAACUUCAUGGCCACUGUAGGCAGAAUUGGUACUUAACCUUAUCCUCACUCUUGUGGGAAUAUUUGAAAUCAUUUCCUUUAGAUUUAGCAGUGAUGAUUCUCCAAAAUUCAGAACCAUGAGGAAGACUCUGUUUAUCCCAUCCAGCUCUCUUGUGUACAUGAUAGAGUGGUUGUCAUUCCUCAAGUAGCAAAACCACCCCCUGCUGAGGAGCAGCUCACUGGCAUGAAGCAGGCUUAAUUCUUGAUAUAACUUCAGUGCUGAUCUGGGCUGAGUCUUUUGGACCUAUUUAAAAAAAAAAAAAAA
Molecule: messenger RNA, 3918 nt
Organism: Odocoileus virginianus texanus
Lineage: Eukaryota; Metazoa; Chordata; Mammalia; Artiodactyla; Cervidae
Source: RefSeq, a predicted model, not a curated record